Messenger RNA from Asterias rubens (European starfish), 2603 nucleotides. RefSeq names its product putative glycine-rich cell wall structural protein 1. Lineage: Eukaryota; Metazoa; Echinodermata; Asteroidea; Forcipulatida; Asteriidae. The coding region runs from base 114 to 782 and encodes 222 amino acids. The record is from RefSeq and is a predicted model, not a curated record. The transcript has 2 exons.
UCUCAGGAGUUCAGUCAUCGUUUUUGAAUCUCAGCCGAACGGUUUCACACUUGUCUCCCGCUGUCAGUCUGAACUUCACUCUCUGGCUAGUAGUAGCGACAGAAGACAGCAAGAUGAAGUCUUUUCUAGCAAUCACCAUUAUCAUGGGUUGCAUGGCGUUCCUUGAGGCUGGAGUUUUGAAACAAAGCUCUGGUGAAAAACAAGCCGCAUUGGGGGACCCGUUCUUCGAUGCAGGCGGCACCUCCAAUAACGGAGACGGUAUGGGAAGUCCAGUCAUCGGUGCGGGAGGCAACGCUGCAGCAGCAGCCGGCGGCGGUAACGCUAACGACGGUGGUGGCGACACACCGGACGGUGCUGACCCCGGUACAUACGGAGGCUACGGAGGGUAUAAUGGUUAUGCCGGACGUUCAGGCACUAGCCAUGGUUAUGGAGGAGGCCGUGAUGGCUACAGAGGUACCGGCCGCUUCGAUGGUUACGGUACCAACCCAGGCGGUGGCGGGUACGGCACUGGCGGGUAUGGUAGGAGGUACGGUACUGGCGGCUACGGGGCAGGCGGUGAUGGAUCCUACAGGCCCAGAGUCGAGCAGAGACCAGCUAGACCAUACGGAGCAGGAGACUCCGUGAACAGCCCCAACACACGAGAGGAGAAGGCAAAGAACCCCGGACAGAUCGUCGGCAGUGCCGGGUCCACAGGCACUACGGUCGGUAUCGUGAUCGGUGUCGUAGCCCUCGUAGGUGUUGCUGCUGGUGUAGCAAUCUUCGUCAUCAAGAGGAGGAAUUGAAUUGUUGAUGGUUUAGGAGCAUCGAGAACUUGCAGACGCUCCCGGGAGAAUAGUCGUCGAAGAGUCACGUUCUUUCCUCAGAUAACCGAAUGGAGACCAAUUCUAUUGUAAUCAGUAUUUUUUGUAAUAAUUGAACAUUUCACAGAUUUGUAUGUUAUGCAAAUUAUGAUUUGCCUGAAUUUGUUUAUGUAUGAAUUUGAUCCGACAUCGUCUUGUUGUCCUGUUACAUUUCAGUACACAGCAAUUUCUUAUCCCAUUUUUUUUUUUCUAGAAGUAUAGCUGCAGUUAAACGUACACUAAAGUUGAGGUACGUUCAAACAUGUCGCUUAAAUUUGUUUGUCAUUUCAAAAUAAACAUCGAAUGCUCAAGUUCCUUUCUUUCCGCUUAGCUUUUAUUUCUUAGUUUUAGAAAUAAAUUUGUUUAUAACACUCAUAUCCUACAAAUCCUUACAUUGGACACUCAGCAGAAUAUCAAUAACAAUACGAUAUAGUUAUAUAUUACGUCUGCAGGCCAAGACGUUUCGAUUGUACAUAAUCCAGUCCUAGGAAUAGGUAUUCGUGUAGAUGAUAAACAAAACCCUCUUCAACUCGCUUUUAAAAACUCCCGAAUAUUACACUUUGUGCAACAGCACAUCAUUGGUGUUUGUCUAAGCUUCAAGCAGCGUUUCUCAUAGUAUCAUAUUGACGAGUUUCAAUUCAAUUCGUGUUUCAUGUGAGGACUCUGCAUUUGCUAAGCGGGUACAUCAUAAUGGAGAGAUUUGUGUCGCUAGGUGGCAGCAGACUCACCCGGUAAGAUUAUUGUCCUCGUUAAUGUGCGCAUGUUCAGAACAACAACAAAAUUGAAAUUUACCUGAUGAGUCUGCUGCCACCUAGCGUUCAAAAGUCUCUCAUUUUAAAAAUUUCUCGUGGUAGAACUGUUGGGUCUGGAACCAGUGACUUUUUUCGUAGCCUUUGUGUCCUGAAACGGAGAUUAUUCUUGACUCAACUUAUUGAAUAGUCAGAAUCUACCCGUGAAAGAAAAACAGGUGACCACUGUAGCCAUUUUGUGGUCAGGGUGACUCAUUUCCUGGGUCCAAAUGACAUGGGGCCUUUUCCAAACGUCGGUCUGGGCUCCAGUUCCGGGUCUGGCUCCGUCAUCAUCUCUGGAACAGUGUACAUUAUUUUGUUACGGUGUGUCCUACGAUCAAAUGGAGCCAGGAGCCGGAACCAAAGCCCAGGCCGAAUUUGGAAACUCCCCAAGGCAUCCGGAUCAGUGGUCUUUGACUCAAUUUUCCAUGUCAUGAUGACCCGUACAGCCCGCCAAGCUGGCCCGAUCGAGGCCUGGCCCCGGUGACAAUUUUCCCUUAAUAAUUCUGACAAAAUGAGCCAUCUUUUCCGUUUUCGCAAGACUCCGUGCACAUUGCGAAUAUUGUUGGCAUAAGUUCAUAGGCUAGUUGGUAAUAAUUUACUGAUGCACAUCUCAAUGAUAUGACGCCCAAACAAACUAUGCAGUGAGAGUGUGGCCCUUUUCGAAUCCACGGCUUCGGCUUUGGAUUCGGCUUCAGGCUCCGUUCUCUCGUCUAAAAAAAAAAACGAGCGCCACCGCCAAGCACGCGCAAUUAAUGUCAAAACAAUCGUGGUUUCGAAAAGGGCCUAUGUUCCAUUUAAGUUGCACUAACUGAAAAUUCAAUAGUAACCGCGAGUCAUAAUUAAUGGAUUUCUUCAGCGCCUUGAGUGUUGACACUUCCUGUCUUAAAUCUGUUUUCAUUUAUAAAAAUGUAGAUCUGUAAUAUAAUAGUUUUAAAUACAUGCUAAUAAAAAGUAAAUGAAAUAUUUUAUUGGA